CGAGGCUCCCGUUCGGGUCGUACAAUGGAACCCAGGCGUUCAUAAUGGAUCGAUAACCCAUUGUUGGAGGGAAAACAUUCGGGUUCUCGUGCGCGAGAGAACCAGCAUAAAUUUAACCCCAACUCGAGUACAGUACAUACGUUACUUAUCCCAUCCGGCAACGCAAGAAACAGGGCAAGCAUGUCUUCAUCCCAGGACUCGUCACGGCGAGCAGCCCGCCUUCGACAUCUAUUCUGGGACACGCUCGAUGGAAAGCGCUUUGUGCGGAGCUCUCAGGAGGGACAGCUGUUUCUGGAAUCCCUUCGCACCCAGCCGUCUCCUAGUCGAUGUGUCGAGGUUCUCGUCUCCAAGCCGUCGGGCUUGAAUGCCGUGAGGGAGGCAGUUCGCUCAGACCUGUCCGAGGCGUUUAUCUCAUCCCAAACUCUGCCUUUCCUGCGAUACCUCUCUGACCCCGGGGUCAAAACCCUCGUCGAUGGACAGCAUCUUGAGCAGGUGCUUCUGGCCGUUGCCAACCCCCCAACACUUUUGGACGCUUUGGUGGCUUUAUUCGACUCGGGCAAGGUUGUGGACGACGGCCUUUAUUCGUUUGCUUGGCUAGCACUCGAGCUCAUAUCGCUCCGCCCGGGCACGCAGGUGGAUAUCUCGAGCGUUCUUCGGUGCGUAUCGGAUGACCAACGUUUGGUCAAGUCUGAGGACCACGCAACCCGUGAGCUAGGCUACAAGAUCAAGAAAGUCAUUCAACUUCGGUCCUCGCCAAGCCAGAAAGAUGAACCUGGCGGACCCGGUGGGCGACACGACAACGACUUUGCCGAUAUCAGCAAAAUCCAGAUCUAUCCGACAACCGACGAGUUUCUGUCGACACAGCAGCCGUACUACCAGACAGCUCGGGAAAUCGUGGAUACCGAAGCUGACAAACGUCCGCGGGCCCAUCUGGAUAACCACUUCCGUCUUCUCAGGGAGGAUAUGCUUGCUGAGCUGCGCGAAGAUAUACAAGUGGCCACUGGAAAGAAAAAGGGGAGACGCAAUGCCCUGUUGCUGGGUCAUCUCGUUCCUGCUGGUAUUGAGAUCGGGGAUGCGACUACGGGGAGGUUUAAGCGGUGUACGCUACUCCUCAAGUGCUUCUCCGGUCUCGGUUUUCUCAACAGGAUAAGCGACGCUGGAGCCCGAAAAAAGUAUCUGAAAGACCAACCGGGUCUUCUCAGGCAUCAAGCAUUUGGCGUCUUGUGUCGCGAAAAGGAUAUUCUGGGUUUCGCCUUCGUCGACCGUGACAUCGAUAUGCUGACCCAAUCGCCUCCCAUCGUGUCUUUGCAGUUCACUGAUGAUGACGCCCUUCGACGCGCCCUCCUUGCACUCUCCUUUCCGAAACGGGAGCUGGUGCAGUUUGUUUUGGUCGACACGCCAGUCUUUGCCUACGAGCCAGUUUUACUUGGACUGCAGAGGAUAACAGACUUGCCACUUCUCGACCUUCUGGUCAACCCUGCCGCCAUUCCUCAUUCCGAUUUCAAGACGCCAAAGCGGCUCUGUCCGCUCGUCUCUAAGCUCAAGGCCGCCGUAAAAACCCUGGGCCCCGAAAGUGUCAUCGAACUAGCAACUACAUCGACGCGCAAGGUCCAGAUCGACGACGCGCAGCUCAACGCCCUGCUCCUGGCGUUGACCAGCCCCGUGAGCCUUAUUCAAGGCCCCCCAGGGACCGGUAAAUCCUUCAUUGGGGCUCAGAUUGCGCGCUGUCUGUUCGAGGCCGGUCUUCGAAUCUUGGUUUUGAGCUACACCAACCACGCACUCGACCAGUUCUUGGAGGAUCUCCUCAAAGCUGACAUCCCAGGGGAAGCAAUGGUUCGAAUCGGCUCCAAGGCAAAAUGCACGCCCCAGACCGCGCGCCUACUCCUAUCAGAACAAAGAGGUCAAUUCCGCCGCUCCCGACAGGCUUGGGAUAUCAUCAAUCUUCUCAAGCUGGAAGCGGCAAAUCUCGGGUCCAAACUGAAUGAAGAGUUCCAGAAGUCUGCAAACUUCUCUGCCAAGUGGGAUGACAUCGAGGAGUAUUUGGAGUUUGAGGACGGGGGCCAUGCGUUCCUCGACGCACUCAGAGUCCCAACGCAGAGCAAUGGCUGGGCUCAGGCGGGCAAAGGAGGCAAGGCAAUUGGUCCGGAUUACCUUUAUCUGCAGUGGAUCAGAGGCCAAGGCCCAGGACAGGUUACGAAGCAUCUGUCUCCCGCUGCGAAAAUUGUGUGGAACAUGCCGCCCUCCGUCCGAGUGGAGCAUCACCACAAGUGGUUGCGGUCCCUGACGGAGGAACAUCUCCAAGUUAUCGAGGAUCUAAGUCGGCAGUUCAACGAGGUGCACCGGAAGAUUAGCCUUCAGUUUUCCGAGGCCGACGCAAACGCUGUCCUCGAAAAGAAGAUCAUCGGCUGUACCACCACGGGAGCAGCCAAAUACGACCGCUUGAUCCGGGCAGCAAACCCGGACGUCAUCUUGAUUGAGGAGUCGGGCGAGAUCCUUGAGAGCCAUGUCCUAACAGCUCUUGCAAGCACUGUCAAACAACUCGUCCUAAUCGGAGACCACAAACAGCUUCGUCCAAAGAUCAACAACUACGCAUUAUCCGUCGAGAGAGGUGAUGGUUUUGACCUAAACCGCUCGCUCUUUGAACGCCUAAUCCUGCAGGGCGCCACGCACGCAACCCUACACAAGCAGCACCGGAUGGCUCCCGAGAUAUCCGUCUUUGCACGGGAACUCACCUAUCCCAACUUGCUCGACGGACCCAAGACCAGUGGCCGUCCGGAGAUACUCGGGCUGCAGGACCGGGUCAUCUUCCUGAAUCAUACCAAACAGGAAGAUACGGACAAGCAGCUUCGGGACCGCCGUGACCCCGGUGUGAAAGAGAGCAAGAAAAACACAUUCGAAGCAGAGAUGGUACUGCGGUGCGUCAAGUACCUCGGCCAACAGGGGUACGCUUCCGACAAAAUCGUCAUCCUGACACCCUAUCUGGGUCAACUACGCGUCUUGCGGGAUCUAUUAGCCAAGAACCAGCACGAUCCUGCGUUGAGCGAGAUGGACAAGAACGAGUUGAUCCGGGCCGGGCUGAUGACCGAAGCUGCCGCGAAGCUUGACAAGAAGCCGCUGCGCAUAUCCACAAUAGACAACUAUCAGGGCGAGGAGAGCGACAUAAUUAUUGCUUCACUCACGCGCAGCAACGGAUCUGGAGACAUUGGUUUUAUGUUUGCCCCAGAGCGUUUGAACGUCCUGAUCACCCGUGCUCGCAACGGCAUCGUGCUCAUCGGCAACAUGGCUACCUUCAUGAACAGCAAGAAGGGGAAGGCCACUUGGCAUCCCUUCUUUGACCUGCUUAAAUGCAAGGGCCAUCUUUAUGAUGGUCUCCCCGUGCAUUGCGGCAAACAUCCCGAGAGGACCGCGUUGCUCAAGGAGCCGAUGGAUUUCGACAAAUCGUGCCCUGACGGAGGGUGCACCGAGUCAUGCAAUGCCCCCCUGAAAUGCCGCAUCCACAAAUGCAGAUCCCGGUGUCACCGCGUCGUCGACCAUAGCCGCGCGGAAUGCAACCAGCUGGUCGCCAAAGUGUGCGACAGACAACACAAGAUCAAGGUCCGCUGCGGCAAGGAGAAAGAUGGAUGUCCCAAGUGCAUCCAAGAAGACAAGGAGACAGAGCGCAGAGUCAAACGAGAUCUACAGCUGGAAGAAGAACGCGCACAGCGAGAGGCCGAGUACACCCGGAAGCUCCAGGAAAUUCAGGACGAAGUCGACCACCAGCGACGCAUCAACAAGUACGAAGCCGAAGAGGAGUCGCGCAAGCAAACACUCGAACAGCAACGCGCCGAGCUUUCCGCUUUGAAAGAUACAGAACAGAGGCUCCGCCAGCAGAACAAGGUCAAGGCAGAAGCGGCGGAACAAGCUGCGAAGGCCAAAGCAAAGGCUUCGGCGCGAACAAAAGACAAGAAGUCCUCCACUCCAUCUGACGAACCUGCCUGGUCGAGUGGUGCCUCGGCAGAGUGGGAUUUCUUGAAGAAGUACGAGGGUGCGCAGAGCAAGCCACUUGACGCCUUGAUGGAGAUGAUUGGGCUAGAAGAGGUCAAGCAGGAGUUCCUCAGCGUCAAAUCUAAGGUCGACACUGCGUUGCGACAGGGCAUCUCGAUGGCCGCGGAGAGGUUCAGCUGCUCCAUGCUAGGAAAUCCUGGAACCGGAAAAACGACGGUCGCUCGCAUGUAUGCACAGUUCUUGACGGAGCUCUGCGUGAUUCCGGGCUCGUGCUUCAAGGAGAAUACCGGCGCGGGUCUAGCAAACCUGGGCGUUUCUGGCUGCAAAGGCUUAGUCGACGACAUCCUCAACGAUGGUGGUGGCGUGUUGUUCAUUGACGAAGCCUAUCAGCUGACCUCCGGUAACAGCCCAGGUGGAGGAGCUGUCCUUGACUAUCUGCUCGCCGAAGUGGAGAACCUCAGGGGUAAGGUGGUCUUCGUUCUUGCCGGAUACAACAAGCAGAUGGAGAGCUUCUUUGCCCACAACCCGGGGCUCCCCAGCCGCUUCCCUGUCGAGAUGACAUUUGCAGACUACACGGACGAGGAGCUGCUGAAGAUCUUGGAACUCAAGGUCAACAAGAAGUACAAUGACUCCAUGGACUGCGAGGACGGACUGACCGGGCUGUAUUGCCGCAUCGUAUCAAGACGGGUUGGGCAUGCCCGUGGAAAAGAAGGGUUUGGUAAUGCACGUGCCGUUGAGAACGCCCUGGACAGGAUCUCCCGCAGACAAGCAGACCGUUUGCGAAGAGAACGAAAGAACGGUGCCAAGCCAAACGACCUUUUCCUUACCAAGGAGGAUCUGAUCGGGCCGGAACCGGGCGAAGCACUCACCAAAUGCGAAGCCUGGAAGAAACUCCAGAGCUUGAUCGGCCUUGGGUCCGUCAAGCAAGCAGUCAUGUCUCUUGUCGACAGCAUCCAGCAGAACUACCUUCGGGAAUUGGACGAGAAGCCCCUCAUUCAGUACUCGCUUAACAAGGUCUUCCUGGGGAAUCCCGGCACUGGGAAGACGACAGUGGCAAAGCUGUAUGGGGCCAUUUUAGUAUCUCUUGGUUUGCUGUCCAAGGGGGAAGUUGUGGUCAAGAACCCCUCCGACUUCGUCGGUGCCCAUCUAGGUCAGUCGGAACAGCAGACGAAAGGUAUUCUCGCCGCGACGGUCGGCAAGGUUCUGGUAAUUGACGAAGCCUAUGGCCUCUACGGCGGCGGCGGCUCACAGGGCGGAACUUCGGAUCCGUACAAGACUGCCGUCAUCGACACCAUCGUAGCGGAUGUCCAAAGCGUUCCAGGAGACGACCGUUGUGUCCUACUGCUUGGGUACAAGGACCAAAUGGAGGAGAUGUUCCAGAACGUCAACCCGGGGCUAAGUCGGCGGUUCCCCAUUGCGUCCGGGUUCAACUUCGAGGACUUUUCAAAUGAGGAGUUACGCAACAUCUUCAACCUCAAAAUCAAGCAACAGGGCUACGAGGUUACCGACCAGGCGGCCAACGUGGCUAUGGAAAUGCUCAACCGGGCAAGGAACCGACCCAAUUUCGGUAAUGCGGGAGAAAUCGACAUCCUCCUCGAUGCCACAAAGGCCCGUCAUCAGUCCCGUUACUCGAAGAAGCAAGCCAAGUCCUCCAGCCUUCUAGAAGCACUGGACUUUGACGAGAAUUUUGACCGGGCGUCAAGGGCUGAGACCAACGUCCAAAAGCUGUUUGAGGCCACAGUCGGUUCAGAGCAAAUCGUUUCGUUGCUCCAGGGUUACCAAGACACUGUCCGCACGAUGAAGUCUUUAGAGAUGGACCCCAAGGAGAACAUCCCCUUCAACUUCCUCUUCCGUGGCCCGCCUGGCACGGGCAAGACCACCACAGCCAAAAAGAUGGGCAAGGUGUUCUACGACAUGGGCUUCCUCGCCGCAGCCGAGGUCGUCGAGUGCUCUGCCACGGACCUGAUCGGGCAAUACGUGGGUCAGACAGGGCCAAAGGUGCAGCAGCUCUUUGACAAGUCCCUCGGCAAGGUCCUUUUCGUUGACGAGGCGUACCGGCUAGCGGAAGGGCACUUCGCCAAGGAGGCCAUGGAUGAGAUCGUGGACUCGGUUACCAAGGACCGAUACUUCAAGAAGCUCGUCAUCAUCCUGGCGGGGUACGAGGCCGAUAUCAACCGGUUGAUGGCCGUCAACACGGGCUUGACGUCGCGGUUCCCCGAGGUGAUCGACUUCCGGGCGCUGACAGCCGAGGAAUGCAUAACCCUGAUGCUCCAACUACUGAAAAAGCAGAAGACUGUUCUCAAAGAGAAGAACAAGGAGUUCGACAUAUUCUGCUUGAAAGUACCCACACAUCGGUUCAGGAAAGCUUUGCUCCAGACAUUUCGAGACCUCGCCGCGCAGGACAACUGGGCCAGCGCGCGAGAUGUCCAGGCCCUAUCCAAGGGUAUAUUCAACCACAUGCUCCGCGAUAAGGAGGGUCUUGCUCGGGGCAGCCUUGUGCUCACCGAGGGCGUAAUCACCGCCGAGCUCGACGGCAUGCUAAAGGAGCGCCAAUUACGGGCCAGCUCCGCCAAACAGCCCCGUUCCCUCGACCUUCACGACCUCCUCCAGCAGGCCCCGUCACAGGCGCCACCUACCCCUCCCAAGUUCUCAACCGAAACUUCCACCUCCCAAACCACCGCCCCACCUCCCCCGAACGAGGAGGCACCCUCUGAAGACAACAAAUCACCUCCCGUUAACAUCGCCAUCCGCCCCAAAACAAGCGAUAACAACAACAACCCCCCACGCUCCCCAAACCUGGCGAGGCGCGACGCCGGCGUAAGCGACGCCGUCUGGGAGCAACUCCAGCGCGACCAGCAAGCCGCAGAGGAGCGCGAAGCCGAGUAUCGGCAGUUGAAACAGGCGGCGCGGGACGCGAGCGACGCAGCGCGCGACGCGAUCGUGAAGCGGCUGCUCGAGGAGGAGGCGCGGCGGCGGCGGGAGGAGGAGGCGAGAAGGAAGCUGAAGGAGAUGGGGCUUUGUCCGGCGGGGUUCGAGUGGAUUAAGCAGGAGGGGGGGUGGCGGUGUGCGGGGGGUUCGCAUUUUGUUGUGGCUGAUGUGAUGGGGGCUUGAGGUUCUUAUCUGGCCCGGGGGUUCUUGUGCUGGGUGUGUCGUUGAUGGGAGGAAGGAAGGUAGUGAACGGUGGAAUCGCCCUCAACUUUUGUUUACAAAGAUUUGU
Messenger RNA from Chaetomium fimeti, 7201 nucleotides. RefSeq names its product P-loop containing nucleoside triphosphate hydrolase protein. Bases 181 to 7095 code for a protein of 2304 amino acids. The transcript has 7 exons. NCBI's taxonomy places the organism in Eukaryota, Fungi, Ascomycota, Sordariomycetes, Sordariales, Chaetomiaceae. The record is from RefSeq and is a predicted model, not a curated record. Gene Ontology annotation, molecular function: ATP hydrolysis activity; ATP binding; helicase activity.